Molecule: messenger RNA, 1904 nt
Organism: Vidua chalybeata
Lineage: Eukaryota; Metazoa; Chordata; Aves; Passeriformes; Viduidae
Gene: C11H19orf12
Product: chromosome 11 C19orf12 homolog
Exons: 3
Coding region: 354-776 (140 amino acids)
Source: RefSeq, a predicted model, not a curated record
CCAGCUCUCCCAGCCCUUCCUCGCAGGCGGGGCGCUCCAUCGCUCCGACCACCCCGCUGCCUGCUCUGGGCCCGGCUCAGCGUGUGACGGCCCGCACAGAGGCCGUGUCCAGCCGCGCUGAUCCCGGCCGCGCUCCCGGCCCCGGGGGCGGGCGGAGGCGGCGGCACACGGCGGCGGAGCAGGCGCGGAGGGCCCAGGCCGCGGCGGAGAGCGCGGGCCCCGCCGCCCAGGCCCGGCGCUCCGCGGCCGGCACAGCUGAGGGCGGGCCGGGCCCCUCCUCCGCCGCCACGGCUGUUUCCUGCGCGGCCGGCGGAGAGCCGGGCGCUGCCGGCGCAGGAUUUGGAGACGCCGGGAUGCCGAUCCGUGUUGAUGAUGUGAUGACGCUGCUCAACCAUGUUGCCACGGUGAAGGGCAUGAAAGCUGCUGUCACAUGUUCUGGCCGGGGAGCAAUGCUGACAGGUGCAUCAGCAUUUUUAGGGGGGAUGCUGGGAGGCCCUCCUGGAAUUGCUGUAGGAGGAGCAGUGGGUGGAUUGAUUGGAUGGAUCACUUCUGGACAGUUCAAGUCAGUCCCUCAGAUUUUAAUGGAAUUGCCUGCUGCUGAGAAGCAGAAACUCUGUGCUGAAGCCAUGGCUGUUGUCAAGAACUUAGACUGGACUGAUGCUGCUCAGCUGAUUGCUCUUGUAAUGUCAAAUUCUGCUCUCACGGACAAGGUAUUAGGAGUGCUGACCACUUACCUUACCAAUGAGCUAAAAGCACAACUAAAAUAUGGAGAAUAAUCCUCUAGGAUUGUUAGAGCAGGAUUUUUAUGCUGGAUUGCAUUUUACUCCCAUUGCUGUGAAUCUUCAACACAACAAUUGUUAUUUAUCAGUACUAAUUAUAAAUACAUGCUGAUCUAAGUAAUUUGGGGGUAUUUGGUUUUGGUUUUUGGGGGUUUUACAAUUUUUAUCAUUAUUUUUAUCAUUUUUGAUUAGUGUGGCUUUGUAAGGAUAGUAUUGGAUUACUGCAUUAACCUGACUUGCUAUGAAAUUUUGGAUUGCUCGGCACUAGGAAAAAUUCAAAUUGCUGAAGGGAAUCAUGCUGCUCUUAGGCUAAUGUGUCACUUGUGAAAAUUUUCAAAGUUGUUUUGUUUUAUUUAGAAGACUUGAUUCUGUUUAAGUGCUUUAUUUUUUUUUUCCCUGUGAAUGACAUGUAAGGUGCCAAAGUAGCUGGGGCACUUGGAAUUUGUUUGUUUUAGCCCUGCAAAGGAAAGUUUUAUAAGGAAUUGCAUUACUGUGAACUCAAAAGACUCAAUCUGUACUUUGUCACUUUUGUAUUGUAAUUCUUGAGUUAUCUUUUCUUGUAAGAAGUGAAGCAAAUACUUCAACAAGAUUUCAAGUAAGGAAAACAAACUGUGAACAUUUUCAAUUCAAUUUUCACCAGGUUCCUGUGCCCUAGAAUGGGAGGGUGUGACAUUAAAAAAAUGGGGAGCUGAUUCUGCCAGUUUUAUAUGAGCCCCAGGAUUAAGGCUGUCAUUUGAGCAUUGAUUUCUGGAUUGAGUCUGUACAGCUGAUCCUCUGUUUUCAUUAAAAUGUCCAUAAGAAGCCUCAUAGUGAUCUGUGUGCUGCUUUAAAUGACAGGAAGACUUUAGGAACUCAGGCAGGCCUGCAGUGGGCAGCCAGCAGUUGGCAGCAGCACUGCUGGUGAGGUGGGGUGAUGUGCCAGCUGCAUUAUUACUGUCAGCACCAAAUGCUGUGGUGCUGAAUGUCCCAGCCAGUUGGUCACAUUGGGUUUCGGGGCACUCAUAAGACAAGUUUCUAGGUAGAAAAAUGUGCAGGUGUACCUUCUUUUUAUGUAAAGACACAAGUGAAACUGUUCUGCCAAGUUCAUCUUUUUGCCUAAAAUAAAGAUCUCUGUGUGUGUGUGUG